UUACAGACAGACUUCGGAGGCCUCCGCCGCCGAAGAGAGAAGAAGAGAAGAAGCUUGGAGGUAAUGGCUGUCGUAAAAGCUAGUUAUUUUCCGAGAUUUCCGGAGACUGGGCAGUAAAGCUUAGGUUAAUAUCAGAGAUGCGCUUGAGCUGGGGAGUCUGCAUGUGAUGCCAGUUGAGGCCCAGAAAGGCAGCGCGACCACCACCAAAGUGCCAAGCAGGGGGAGGGCUCUGCUGGACAAGCAGUCGGAGUGAGACUAUAAACAACCGGAUCAUAACCUCCACAAUCCACGAGACAUUGGUUGUUGCGCAUCGAAAACACUUUACGCAGAAGGAUAAGAAGAGGCCACAGCAGACUAAAGGUACAUGACAUCAUCCUUGGUUGGACUCAAGAGACAGAGUUCCAGGCCCACGGGACGGUGAGUACUAGUGGAGAGAAAGCACGUCUUUCUGUUUGGGACUCAGAUAAGACUUUUGCUUGGAUUUUGAUUUGCCCUCUUCCCAGCUUUAUGACCUUGCCCAGGAGCAGGAGUGCCCAUUUCCUCAGUCUCUUGCCACCUGUCCCCUGUAUCAUUUUUUUGGCUUCAUUAUAAGUCACAUUAGGUAGAAAAAGGAAACCUCAUUGCUGUUUGUUUGCAUCUCUUUAUUAGAAAAGGUGAGUGUCUUUUUCUGGAUUGUUUAGUUUUAAAUUUUAUUUUGAAUGUUUGAAGGAAUAGCACGUCCCUUUCUCCCCUAAACAAAUUGAACCAAUUGAUUAAAAAAAAAAAUGAAGCUGCAGAUGGAAGCCUAAGUGUUGGCUUUCGUAUAAGGUGAAGGUAGGUGGCAGGGCACUGAUAUUGUGAGAGUCAGGCAGGCCUUAAAACACCAAAUUUAAACAAUUUUACCAAACAGCUUGGAGGUUUGCAACAGUUCAAGGACAGAGAUACCUGUGGGUGCACUGCAUGUGCUUGCUCACAGGGAAGUAAAUAUUGGGAGUGGGUAAGGAUUUUUCCCUCAGAAUAUCGUAAAUUGUCUAUGUCCCUUGCUCAUGUAUUGUACUUCCCUGUUCUUUUCUUAUUAAUCUGUAAAAAGCUACUUUAGAGUAGAGCUAUUUUUUGAAACAAAACCAGUUUGUCAGGUUUCUUCUUCUGUUGUCCACUUGGCUUUCUAGUGUUUUUACCAGAAAUAUUUUUUUUCCAUUUUACUAUAUUCAGAUACCUAUCGCUCAAUGAAGAUUUUGCUUGAUGUCUUCUGUUUAAAAAAUGACUUCACUUGAAAAAAAAUGGAAACUUUCUGAAGGAUGAGUGAGACACACUGAGUAAAAGAGACAUAUCAUGCCCCAGGGUCAGGAGAAUGCAAAUUGUAAAGAUUUAAUUCUCCAUAAAAUAAUGUAUGAAUUCAUUGCCGUCACAAACAAGGACUUAGCGGGUCUUUUUAGUGGACCUUGACCAGCUGGGUCUUAAAAUCUUUUGUAGAAAUUUUACCAGAAAAGGCAAGAAAAAUAUGGUAAGAGAUAUUUUGAACUGGGUCUUUAUUAUAUGAUAAGGGUAUUUGCCAUUUCUUUUCAAGAAUCACCUCCCCCUGUGGUGUGAAUGGAAAUUAAAGAGCCGCAUGUUGCCAUUUCUCUUUUAAGUCUUUUAAAAAUGAACGUUUUUCCCCUUUAAGUGAAUUUCAGUUAACUUGGCGAUUCUCCUCCCUCUAAUUGAGGGAAAGGCCCCCUGCUUUCCCCAUCACAGGGAGGGGGCGGAGCAUCCUCUGAGAAGCUUGGAACUGAGCUCUGCUUGGCCACUCUCGGGGGAGGGGCUGCAUUUCAUGAGGCUGCAGCUGACAAGAAGCUUCAAGUGGAAAUUUUCCUGGACCUGAUCAAGCGCGUAGCCUGGUUGCUGUGUUGGCUACAGCCUUGCAUGUGUCCUCCUUGCAACUCACUCUUUCAGACCACAGCUUAGGUUAAUAUCAGAGAUGCGCUUGAGCUGGGGAGUCUGCAUGUGAUGCCAGUUGAGGCCCAGAAAGGCAGCGCGACCACCACCAAAGUGCCAAGCAGGGGGAGGGCUCUGCUGGACAAGCAGUCGGAGUGAGACUAUAAACAACCGGAUCAUAACCUCCACAAUCCACGAGACAUUGGGGGAGGGCGGUCUGUCUUCAUCACAGGGAGGGGGCGGAGCAUCCUCUGAGAAGCUUGGGAGUGAGCUGUGCCAGACCAGUCUUGGGGGAGGAGCUGCAUUUCACCAGGCUGCAGCUGACAGGAAGCUUCAAGUAUCUUUCACAGUGUCCCAUUCAAACAACGUGUUCUGGCACCCUUGGGAAAUUCAGCUGAAGGAGAACAGGCCACACGAGUCGUGAAGCCUCUGUAGUUCUUUGUAGUUCUACAAGAGACGUUGGUAAAAAAGUAUUGUCUGGGGUAGGGGUAGGAACUGCCUCAGUAGUGACAGGAAUAGCUGGACACCUCAAUCUCUGAUAAUACCCUCUUGGCACACAAAUCUAAAGCGCAAUGGAAGCCGAGUACGUCCUAUGCAACUGGCAAGAUCAGUUGUGGCCAGCAAAAGUUUUGUCCAGAUCUGAGGCCUCAUCAAACAGUAAGAGAAAAAAGACAUUUUCCCUCGAAGUUCAAAUACUCUUACUAGAUGAAAAAAUUAAAGUGGAAAGCACAGAAACAAAGAUCCUAAAUAAAUCUCAAGUUGAAGCUAUUGCCUCCUCACUAGCAGCAGAGUCAGAGGCCAGUGACCCACCUAGAGAGGAAACAGCCUAUGGAAGGGCACUAAAAGCAGCACUGGAUAUUCUGAAUGAGAGAACAAAUCUGAUUCAAGCUAGCAGUUCAGAUGAAGAAGAGAACCCUACACUGUCUCAAAAUGCACUACAAAAGCUUUCAGGUUCGCCCCCUCGUAAAAAGUAUCGGAAGCACGAAGGAGACUUACCAAAGUGUCUUGAAGAAAAUGAAAAUCCACCAUCCCUGUUAGUAUCGUCAGAGAGUGAUGAUUCCCUGGGUGAUGAUAAAUCAGAGGUGCGUGCAAUCAUUGAUGCUAUUCCAAGUGAAAUGGAAACCAAGUCGUCACAAGACUUCAGCUGGUGCCAGACUUUCCCAUCACUUUCAGAAGAUGAAGAGGAAAAGGAAAGCAAGAAAAAGAUUGACAUCUCUGGAGUCAUGCCAUUGCAUUCUACCAUCAAAGAGGAGGAUGUAUGUGUUAAGGAAGAAAAGUUCAGUCCACCUUUGCCAUUGGAUUACUUCACUGUGCCCAAAGCUUUGAAAGAAGAGGCAGAGGACAUCUGCCCAGAAGCCCCAGCUAUUUCCUCUGAAUGCUCUACCUUCACAGAGAAUAUUGAAGAUCCUGGAGAGGGUCCCUCGAAUCCAUGCUCAGGUACCAGCCAGAAUCAACCUACCGUGGAAUCAGAGACGGGUGCUUGCGCUCGACCUUCUUCAUGGGAAUGUCAGGUUUCACUGAGUGCCUCCAGCCAUGCCAUGGAUGAUUCACUCCUUCUUGGGAAUAAUGAAAGAAAUCUUCAGAGACUGGAUUUUGAGGAUCUUGGGGAAGAACUUCAAGCUUCUGACAAGUCAGUGCAUGUAAGUUCCAUUGAUGCUUCCAUAUUAGAUGACAACGAGGAAGAUGAAGAACUUCCACGUUUCCUUUUUCAUUAUGAGCCACGUUCGUUUGAAACAGGAAUGAUCGUCUGGUUUAAAUAUCAAAAAUAUCCAUUUUGGCCAGCAGUGGUAAAAAGCAUCAGGCGCAAAGAGAGAAAGGCAAGUGUGCUUUUUGUUGAGGCAAAUAUGAAUCCUGAAAAGAGAGGCAUUAGAGUGCCUUUUAGAAGAUUAAAGAAAUUUGAUUGCAAAGAGAAACAAGCACUAGUGGAUCAGGCCAGGGAGGAAUACAGUGAAAGUAUUGACUGGUGCAUCUCGCUGAUUUGUGACUACAGAGUUAGAAUAGGUUGUGGUUCUUUUGCAGGCUCUUUCCUUGAGUAUUAUGCUGCUGACAUCAGUUAUCCACUUAGAAAAGUAAUCAAGCAGGAUACCUUCAGGAACUUAUUUCCAAAGUUGCAAAAUGAAAAUCCUACGGAAUCAAUGGUUGUGACUUCCCAAACCAAGAAAAUGUCCUUCCAGAAAAUUCUUCCAGAUCGAAUGAAGUCUGCUCGGGACCGAGCCAACAAGAACCUGGUGGACUUCAUUGUGAAUGCAAAGGGAACAGAGAGCCAUCUUUUAGCCAUUUUAAAAGGCACAAAAGGGUCCAGGUGGCUUAAAUCAUUUUUGAAUGCAAAUAGGUUCACGCCCUGUAUUGAAACAUACUUUGAGGAUGAAGAUCAGUUGGAUGAGGUGGUGAAAUAUUUACAAGAAAUCUAUAAACAAAUAGAUGAAAAAAUGCUGACUCUGAUCAGAGAUGAUAAAAUUAAAUUUAUCCUCGAAGUUCUUCUGCCAGAAGCAAUCAUUUGUUCAAUUUCUGCUGUUGAUGGGUUAGAUUACAAGGCAGCGGAAGCAAAGUAUCUAAAAGGGCCAUCUCUAGGAUACAGAGAAAGAGAAUUAUUUGAUGCAAAAAUCAUAUUCGAAAAGAGACGGAAACCAUUAACAAAUGAGGCUCGUUAAAUCUUCUAAGAGUCCAAACCAUAACAGGGAGCUUCCAUAGAUACUGAUUUAAGAAAAAAAAAUCUCUUGAGUGAUUCUCUCUAAUAAAUAUUUUCCAGAAAUGGGAGACAUUUGGUGAUGUGUUCACUGGUGUUUUGUUUUGUUUUGUUUUGUUUUGUUUUGUUUUUUGCGAUCUCAAGGAUCUGUGAGAAUUGCUACAUCUUCACUUCCGUUUUCUUACGCUUCUUUGAAGUCAAUUUAUUAACAUAUUUCAGCAAUUCUACUUUCCCAUGCAUUUUUAGAAUGCAUAAUUCCUAAAUGUUUUAUAAGGGAAAGCACUAUUUUGUUUUUUGACAUUUUUGUGUCUAUGCUGUAUAGUUAAAUACAGUGUGCACAAUCAUUUUAAUAUUAAAGUUGCACUGGAUUAGAUACUAAGCAAGAUAAUUAGAAAAGAGUUCAGAGGCAUCAAUUAUAUAUUUUUGCUUAAUUUUUAUAAGAUAUUGGGUUUUCUCGUAAGAUAGCUGAAUUAUUUUUUCUGCCAUGCUAAUUUAUUUUUGGAAAAAAUAUCGCUGAGAUAUAGAACCAAAGAUAGAGAUGCUUUGCUAUAUAUUAUAACUAACUGCAAUUACUUUUGCAAGAAAAUAAUCUGGAAUUCAAAAAUAAAGUAAAUAUAUUAUCUGCAUGCGGCCUAUGUGUGUAUGAAGAACAUCUUAACAUGCAGAAAAUAAUUUUGGCAGCCUACACUUCCCUGAAAUUCCAUUUAUGGCAGUGUCUUUUACUCAAUAGCUGAAUGGUUUCUUAAAACAGGCGUUUGGCUGUCUUCAUAACUAACAGUGGCUGUAUCUUAAUAUAGCCUUCUGACCACAUGUAGAAGGCAGCUAGAAUCAUUGUAUUCAUGGUCUGGCUACUCUAGAUGUAUGAAUCCAAACUGACUGCUUAAGAGCCCAUCUAGCUUGAUAUAAACUGUAGAAAAUGCAAGCACUCUGUUCUGAGUAUUGUAUCUCCAAAUAUAUAGUCACUUGUUUCAAACUAAGCAAAUUUAUCAUUUGGCUUAUUCAUACAGUAGUUCCAGUUGCUUCUAAUAAUAUAAAUUCCAACUGGUAAAUCAUUCCAGACUACUGCAAAGAGUAGAUGGACCAGAAUCUGUGAAUUUGGAAAUGGGUCACAGAAAAAGUCUUUAUUUGGCUAGAUAUGACAAUUAUCCCAAUAUGUUUAAAACUACACAAUUGCAAGUUAAAGUCUGAAGCCAUUGAACUGUUUAUUCUACUUUGAAACAAGACUUGUUUACACUAUUGCAAGUUGAAGUCUGAAGCCAAUGGACUGUUUAUUCUAACUUGAAACAAAACUUUAAUGAGAAUAAAUAUGAGAGCUAUUUUAUUUUAAAAUCUCGAUGUUAAAAUAAAUGCUAAAGGCUUAACAUGAACCUGUCGAAUGAGACAACUGCCACUCUUGGGCUUUUGUUACGUGUUCAUAUGGCCAUGUGUUUAUGUAAAAUUUGCAGAAGUCCUAUGUUUUGAUUUUCAAUAAAACUAUUAUAUAUUACA
Phacochoerus africanus (Common warthog) is the source of this 6067-nucleotide messenger RNA. RefSeq names its product PWWP domain containing 3B (gene PWWP3B). NCBI's taxonomy places the organism in Eukaryota, Metazoa, Chordata, Mammalia, Artiodactyla, Suidae. The coding region runs from base 2466 to 4544 and encodes 692 amino acids. The record is from RefSeq and is a predicted model, not a curated record. The transcript has 8 exons.